AUGCUGCCGGCACCUACAGUACAGAAACAGGAUUUGCCAGCAUCGCCAUUGCCAGUCUCUUAUCUUGGAAUUAACAAUGGAAGUAUUCCCUCCCUUGCCACGAGCAACGUCAACCCAUGGAUCACGCCAGACCCUCAAUGCCAGGAUGUAUUCAACUACGGUGUGAUGCCAGAAGAUGCCAACAACCCAGCAUUUGAUGUGUUUAGACCCGAUGGGGAUGCCCUUUUCGACACCGUGACCUCGCCAAAUACCUUCCUGGCACCUGCCACGCCCUCCUGGACUGGACAAUCACCUUGGACGGUUGGUCAUAACGCGGCAGGCAUAUCCGGAGCACCAGAACUGUCCUCUGCCGACUUUCUGUCGCCCACCCUCAGUUGUGACUUCGAUCUAUUCGAGCUGGGGACUGACUGUAUCGCUCCCGAGCAAAUCAGCAUCAACACCGCGUUGUCAUCAUACCCACCUCCCCCUGACGGGACGAUACUCAUGACAGGACCGCCAGAACUCUCGAUGAAUCCUCUUUUCCCAACCAAUAACCCCUAUCUGCGAACCGGGCCUCUGAUGGAGGAAACACACUCGUAUGUUGACCUAGAAAGAUGCCGGUCGUUAGGCCUGUGGGACACAGAAGCACAGGGAAGAGCCGUACGCAGCUCCUCGGCAACGUCCACUGGCAAGAGGCCACUCCUGACAAGAAAUGCUAUCAGAGACACCUCCAAAGACGAGUACUUGGUGCGGUGCAAAGAACAAGGAAUGUCAUACAAGCAGAUCAAAGAGUCUGGCGGUUUCGACGAGGCUGAAUCGACUCUGCGUGGUCGUUACAGAGCCUUGACGAAGCCGAGGGAAGCGAGAUUGAGGAAGCCGGAAUGGGGCCCGCGAGAGGUUGAUUUACUUCUUGAGGGCGUUGCUCAUUGCUCCAAGUCGACCACGGGUAACCCACUUUUGGAGUUCGGUUCCGAUGCCGUGGCCAUAGGCCAGUUUGCGAAUAAGGUACCUUGGAAGCAGGUUGCCGAGUACAUGGAGAGUAAAGGGUCCUACAGAUACGGCAAUGCAACCGUCAAGAAAAAAUACCUUGAAGUCAUCAAAGGACGUUCUAUUUCGUUCUAA
Molecule: messenger RNA, 1101 nt
Organism: Exophiala dermatitidis NIH/UT8656
Lineage: Eukaryota; Fungi; Ascomycota; Eurotiomycetes; Chaetothyriales; Herpotrichiellaceae
Exons: 2
Coding region: 1-1101 (366 amino acids)
Source: RefSeq, a predicted model, not a curated record